AUGGCACCCCAUAUUCAUCACGACGGCAACCCAACGGUUGUGGCCGUUGACAAAGACAAGCACAGCUCCUCCGCCGUUCGAUGGGCCGUCGAACAUCUUCUUGUCACCAACACAACUCUCAUUCUUGUCCACGUCAAGACCAAACACAUGCAUAAUCAUCGUAGGUACCCUUUCUUUUUCCAUAUAUCCAUUUUUCUAUCUAAUAUAAAUUUAUAUUUUGUCAAUCAUCACAGAAUAAGAAGAAGAUUCAUGAAUAAUUUUAUGUUCUCAUGCCGUGUAAAUGCAGACGGAUCGAGCGCUGCGGGCCCAGCCCCCGAGGCUAACGAUGAUUCAAUCGACGAAAUCUUCACACAUUUUCGCGCCUUUUGUGCUCGUAAAAGGAUAGUAAUGCAAGUUGUAAUACUAGAAGGCGCAGACGUGCAUAGCACGCUUUUAGACUACAUUAACAGCCACUGUAUCACCAAUGUAGUUCUUGGUGCAUCUUCAAGAACUCUUAUGACAAGGAAAUUUUGGACACAUGAUGUACCGACAAUAAUAAACAAAGCCGCACCCGAUUUUUGCACCGUUUACGUAAUUUCGAAAGGCAAGACACAAUCUAUACGACCGGCGGCACGACAAAUUUCAGCCAGUUCGACUCCUCCUCGAGUUCCGUCUCCACUUCAGUCACCUGAUCAUCCAUCUCUCAGAUAUAAUUAUGACAGAGGAAAUCCAGCAAAAGGGCAUAGAUUAAGUGGUAGUUCUGAGAUGAUAAAGCAUGAGAAUUCAAAUCUAAGUGAUAAUGGUUCAAUGGACUACUAUCAAUCUUCACUUGUUAGUGAUGGUGGUUACGAGACCUCGAAUAAGUGGUCGAAAAAUUCGUCUUACGAUUGGACCGACGUCUCGAGUAGAGACUCGAGGUUUUCGUCGAGUUCGAGCUCAAUGGACACUGAUUUAACCGAGUCGGAAAUCAGCUUCGGAUCAACGGCAAACGUCACAAAAUCGAACAAUUCUGACAAUAAUAAUAGCGUCACGCGACAAGUAGCCAAUAAUCACAUGGCGAACUCGUCGUCUAAUUCAGGAAAAGAUGGAUUGGAGCAGGCGAAGAUGGCAGAGGAGGCGGCGCUUGCUCUAGUAGAAAUCGAGAGAGCGAAAUGCAGGGCAGCCAUUGAAGCAGCAGAGAAAGCUCAGAAACUUGCGGUGAAAGAAACGCAGAGAAGGAAGCAUGCAGAGCUUAAAGCCAGAAGAGAGACUAUAGAAAAGAUUCAAGCCCUCGAUAACUUGUCGAAAAACGACAUUCGUUAUCGAAAAUACACUUUCGAGGAGAUUGAAGUAGCCACUAAUAAAUUCUCGAGGUCCAUGAAAAUCGGAGAAGGGGGUUACGGCCCCGUUUUUAAAGGAAAACUCGAUCACACGAGGGUAGCCAUUAAAGUUCUUAGGGCUGAUGCUGCACAAGGGAGAAAACAGUUCCAACAAGAGGUUGAAGUCCUAAGUUUCAUGAGACAUCCAAACAUGGUCCUACUAAUGGGUGCAUGCCCCGAGUACGGUUGCCUAGUCUACGAGUACAUGAACAACGGUAGCUUAGAGGAUCGCCUCUACCGAAAGGGGAACACCCCCCCCAUACCGUGGGGCCUACGUUUCAAAAUCGCCGCCGACAUAGCGACAGGCCUACUCUUCCUCCACCAAGCGAAGCCCGAGCCCUUAGUCCACCGUGACCUCAAGCCCGCGAACAUAUUACUAGACCGCCACUACACAUGCAAGAUCAGCGACGUGGGCCUGGCCCGCCUGGUCCCACCGUCGGUCGCCGACAGCGUCACGCAGUACCACAUGACGUCAGCGGCCGGGACUUUUUGCUACAUAGACCCCGAGUAUCAACAAACGGGCAAAUUGGGGACGAAGUCGGAUAUUUACUCUCUAGGGGUAAUGCUGCUUCAGAUAAUUACGGCUAGGCCGCCGAUGGGGCUGACUCAUCAAGUCGAGAAGGCGAUGGAGAAGGGGCAGUUUGGGGAUUUGCUCGAUCCGACGGUGUCGGAUUGGCCGGUCGACGAGGCGUUUGGGUACGCGAAGCUGGCGCUUCAGUGUGCCGAGUUGAGGAAGAAAGAUAGGCCUGAUCUUGCCAAGGUUAUAUUGCCUGAGCUUAGUAGGCUAAAAGAACUUGGAAUGGAGUAUGUGUUGAACCAUAAGAAUAACUCUUCAUUGAAUUAAUCAAUUGGAAAUCUGUAAAUUGGAAAAAAAAUGAAAAAAAAAAAAUUAUGUUCAAUUUUAGGUAUAUAUGUAUG
Messenger RNA from Erythranthe guttata (spotted monkey flower), 2255 nucleotides. Lineage: Eukaryota; Viridiplantae; Streptophyta; Magnoliopsida; Lamiales; Phrymaceae. The record is from RefSeq and is a predicted model, not a curated record.